Stegodyphus dumicola is the source of this 244-nucleotide messenger RNA. RefSeq names its product glycine-rich protein 5-like. The record is from RefSeq and is a predicted model, not a curated record. NCBI's taxonomy places the organism in Eukaryota, Metazoa, Arthropoda, Arachnida, Araneae, Eresidae.
AUGUGUCACAAGUACAGCAGAUAUCUUGGAGUCAUGAAUUUACUCAAAACAGAACGCACGUUCUUUGCAGCAACACAAAACGGAGGGGGGGGGACGGUCAGGGGGGGGCUGGGUGCGGCGGGGGGGGGGGGGGGGAGGGGUAGCGGUGGGGGUGGGGGGUGGGGGGGCGGAAUUAUUGGGGGGGGGGGUGGGGGGUGGCGUGAGGGUGGGGGGGGGGCGGGGGGGGGGGGGGUGGGGUUCGAGG